GCCGUCCCUAGCCGAGCCGAGCCGGGCUGGGCUGGGCUGGGCUGAAGCGGGCAGGGCGGUGGCGGCGGCGGCAGCUUCCGGAGUGGAGCUGAAGGUAGCGCAGCCUGUGCCUAGUUAUGAUGCCCUUUGGUGGGAUGGCUGCCCGUCUGGAAAGAGACCGUCUGAGAGCCGAGGGGGUCGGCCAGCAUCACAACGCUGUCAAGUACCUCAACCAGGACUAUGAGUCCCUCAAACAGCAGUGCAUUGAGAGUGGCACCCUCUUUAGGGAUCCCCAGUUCCCAGCCGGCCCCUCUGCGCUCGGAUUCAAGGAGCUUGGGCCACACUCCAGCAAGACACGAGGGGUGCAGUGGAAGCGUCCAUCGGAAUUAGUGGAUGACCCGCAGUUCAUUGUUGGCGGUGCAACACGGACGGACAUCUGCCAGGGGGCUUUGGGUGACUGCUGGCUACUGGCUGCCAUUGGCUCCCUCACACUCAAUGAGGAGCUCCUGCACCGCGUGGUGCCUCAUGGGCAGAGCUUCCAGGAGGACUAUGCUGGCAUCUUCCACUUCCAGAUCUGGCAGUUCGGUGAGUGGGUGGACGUGGUGGUGGACGACCUGCUGCCCACCAAGGACGGGGAGCUCCUGUUCGUGCACUCAGCAGAGUGCACCGAGUUCUGGAGUGCUCUGCUGGAGAAGGCCUAUGCCAAGCUCAACGGCUGCUACGAGUCGCUGUCAGGGGGCAGCACCACCGAGGGCUUCGAGGACUUCACGGGCGGCGUGGCAGAGAUGUACGACCUGCGGCGCCCACCGCGCAACAUGGCCCACAUCAUCCGCAAGGCGCUGGAGAGGGGCUCCCUGCUCGGCUGCUCCAUCGAUAUCACGAGUGCCUUUGAUAUGGAGGCAGUGACCUUCAAGAAGCUGGUGAAGGGCCAUGCCUAUUCUGUCACAGCCUUCAGAGAUGUGAACUACCGGGGUCAGCAGGAACAGCUCAUCCGCAUCAGGAACCCCUGGGGCCAGGUGGAGUGGACCGGAGCCUGGAGCGAUGGCUCCUCCGAGUGGAACAACAUUGACCCUGACGUCAGAGAAGAGCUGCAGCUGAAGAUGGAGGAUGGAGAGUUCUGGAUGUCCUUCCGGGACUUCAUGAGGGAGUUCUCCAGGCUGGAGAUCUGCAACCUCACCCCCGAUGCCCUCACCAAGGACGAGCUCAGCAGAUGGCACACACAGGUGUUCGAGGGCACGUGGCGCCGGGGCAGCACUGCUGGGGGCUGCAGGAAUCACCCAGCCACGUUCUGGAUCAACCCCCAGUUUAAGAUCAAGCUGCUGGAAGAGGAUGAUGACCCCGGGGAUGAUGAGGUGGCCUGCAGCUUCCUGGUGGCCCUGAUGCAGAAGCACCGCCGACGGGAGCGGCGGGUCGGGGGAGACAUGCACACCAUUGGCUUCGCUGUCUACGAGGUUCCUGAGGAGGCCCAGGGCUGCCAGAACGUGCACCUGAAGAAGGACUUCUUCCUGCGAAACCAGUCGCGAGCACGGUCAGAGACCUUCAUCAACCUGCGGGAGGUGAGCAACCAGAUCCGGCUGCCCCCCGGCGAGUACAUCGUGGUGCCCUCCACCUUCGAGCCACACAAGGAGGCUGACUUCGUCCUGCGAGUCUUCACCGAGAAGCAGUCGGACACAGCGGAGCUGGAUGAGGAAAUCUCAGCAGAUCUGGCAGAUGAGGAGGAAAUAACUGAGGAUGACAUAGAGGAUGGCUUCAAGAACAUGUUCCAGCAGCUGGCAGGGGAGGACAUGGAAAUCAGUGUCUUUGAGCUCCGGACCAUCCUGAACAGAGUCAUCGCCAGACACAAGGAUCUGAAGACAGAUGGGUUCAGCCUGGACUCCUGCCGCAACAUGGUCAACCUGAUGGAUAAAGAUGGCAGUGCCCGCCUCGGGCUGGUGGAGUUCCAGAUCCUGUGGAACAAGAUCCGGAGCUGGCUGACAAUCUUCCGCCAGCACGACCUGGAUAAGUCGGGCACCAUGAGCUCCUACGAGAUGCGCAUGGCUCUGGAGUCGGCUGGUUUCAAGCUGAACAACAAGCUGCAUCAGGUAGUGGUGGCCCGCUAUGCAGACACUGACAUGGGAGUGGACUUUGACAACUUUGUCUGCUGCCUCGUGAAGCUGGAGGCCAUGUUCAGGUUCUUCCGCAGCAUGGACCCUGAAGGCACAGGCACCGCCGUCAUGAACCUCUCUGAGUGGCUGCUGCUGACGAUGUGUGGCUAGGAGCCACGACAGCUCCGCUGUGGCUGGGACACCACGGCAGGCCAAGCCACCUCCAAGUGCCUCCCCUUGGAUCUGUGGACACAGGAUACUCCUCCCCUGUUGCUCCAUCCCACGCUGAGCCACCGGCCCUGCCUCCUGGCAAGCCUCAAGCCACCCUCUCUGGGGGACCAGGGGUCAGGGCAGGCAGGGGAUGCUCAUCUUCUGGGCUCAGCUUCUAUCCACUCCCCAUUCCUCUCUCCCCGCCCAGAGCAGGAGGAGGGUGAGCAGCAUGUGGCUUCUGGGCAUUCCUUGCAGGAGCAGGCUAGGGCCAGGGCUGGCCAGGGGGGCAGGGAGAGGUGGGAGCUGCAGAAGGGCGGGGCGGGGGGGACCCUCCAGCUUGCUCCUCCAACAGGGGCAGCAGGUUCCCAGCCAGCAGAGUGGCCUUCUCGGAGGAGGAAGGGAUACACUCUUCUUCUCAGAGCCCUGGCAUUGCACGACCACUAAGCACGACCAAAACAUGGAGCCUGCUGGCUCUUUCUGCGUGGCCUUCACCACAUCCCUCCCCCUGCCUUUGCCCCAGUGCUGGAUCAAGCCCUGCAACUUAAGCACUGAAUGUCUGGGGGCUCCCCCACCACGUGCCACCCUGCAGCGCAGCAAAGGCUCCUCUGUCCCACUGGGCACAGCAAUGCCACCGCUGCCACAGCAUCCCUGGGAGUUCCUGGGGCACCCGCUUCCUGCGUACGGCCCACAGCAGGGCUGAGGGAGACCUGCACCCAAGAGGUGAUGCCUUCCCCCCAGAGGGAUGGUGGUUUAGGGGGCUGUUCUGCACAUACUUGGGGUUUUUUUUCCCCCCCCUUUCCCUCACCCUCCUACACUUUUACCCUCUUCCCUUGGGCUCCUUUGCCCAGUGCGGAUGAGCUCCAGUGCCAACAUAUUAGCACUUCUCUGUGCUCUUCCGCUCCUCUCACCUUCUGCUGGGGUACUUGGGUGGCUCCAGCUUGGCAGCGGGCACCAGCCCAUCCUCAGCCCCGUAGAAGCAGGCAGGCAGGCAUUAGCUGCCCCCAGCCCCGCCGCCAUGGCCGGAGCGUGUUCCUGCAGCAAUAACCACUGCUGCCCCCGCGGCAGCCGCUUCCUCGCCCCGCUCACUGCGCUCCGGCAAUAAACUCACAUUUCUUGGA
Molecule: messenger RNA, 3391 nt
Organism: Colius striatus (speckled mousebird)
Lineage: Eukaryota; Metazoa; Chordata; Aves; Coliiformes; Coliidae
Gene: CAPN11
Product: calpain 11
Exons: 22
Coding region: 117-2234 (705 amino acids)
Biological process (GO): proteolysis
Cellular component (GO): cytoplasm
Molecular function (GO): calcium-dependent cysteine-type endopeptidase activity; calcium ion binding
Source: RefSeq, a predicted model, not a curated record